Rosa rugosa (rugosa rose) is the source of this 1836-nucleotide messenger RNA. RefSeq lists its product as uncharacterized. The record is from RefSeq and is a predicted model, not a curated record. Lineage: Eukaryota; Viridiplantae; Streptophyta; Magnoliopsida; Rosales; Rosaceae. The coding region runs from base 1 to 1836 and encodes 611 amino acids. The transcript has 4 exons.
AUGAAAUCUGGAUUGCUUCAGAGACUUCCCAUUUUCCAUGGUUUCAACGUUGAAGACCCUAAUAAGCACUUGAAGGAGUUUCUAUUUGUUUGUUCAAGUAUGACGCCUCAAGAGGUUGAUGAAGACAUCUUCAAGUUAAAGGCAUUUCCAUUUUCUCCGGAAGAUCGUGCUAAGGAUUGGUUAUAUGAGCUGCCUAAAGGACAUAUUACAUCUUGGAAUGGAUUAAUGAAAGCAUUUUUGGAAAAGUAUUUUCCCACUUCACGUGUGCUCAUGCUUAGGAAGAAAAUCACAGGAAUUACUCAAGAUGUGCAUGAGACUUAUCAAGCUUAUUAUGAGAGGUUCAAGGCCUUGUUAUCACAAUGUCCACAACAUAACUUCAAGGACGAGAAUCUCCUCCAAUUCUUCUAUGAAGGACUCACCCAUUUAGAUAGACAAAUGUUGGAUGCUGCAAGUGGUGGGGCCUUUGUAGACAAAACACCAUCAGAGGAGACACAACAAGGUCAUAGUAAGGACAUCUUGGAAUUGAAGGAACAAAUGGGUCAAGUUUUGAGCUGCAUUGGUAUGAUUUCGAACCCAAAGCGCCAAUUUGUUGAGGCUGUCACAACAAGAAGUGGACGUACACUUGUGGAUCCACGAAAGAAAGGUAAGAAGGCCCAAGCUAUGAUUGAGGAAGAAGAGGAGGACGUUGAGUCUUCUAACAGGGCACACGAGAAGGACCCUGCUACAUCUAAGGUUGAGAUACAAGCAUCUCCAACAUUUGCAAAAUCAAAGAAGGAGGAGGAGGAAAAAGCAAUCUUGGAGAUUUUCAAAAAGGUACAAGUCAACAUACCUUUGAUUGAGUGCCUUACUCAAAUCCCUAAGUACACUAAGUACUUGAAGGAGCUCUGUACCACUAGGAGACGUACACGUGAGAAAAAGGUAGUAAAAAUGUCUGAAAACGUCUCAGCUGUGAUUCAAAGAAAGCUUCCACCUAAGCUUAAAGAUCCAGGAAGUUUUUCUAUCCCUUGCACUAUUGACCUAGGUGAGCUUAAAUAUGAUAAUGUGAUUAUCCAAUUAGCUGACAGAUCUAAUGCUUAUCCAAAAGGGUAUGUUGAGGAUGUCCUUGUGCAGGUAAAUAGCUUGAUCUUUCUUACAGACUUUUAUGUCUUGGAAAUGGGGGAGUCUCCUCAGAACUCAACGCCAUUUUUGCUUGGAAGGCCCUUCAUGAGGACGGCUAGGACCAAGAUUGAUGUGUUCAAUGGCUCCUUAACUAUGGAGUUUGAUGGUGAAGUUAUUAGCUUCAACGUUUUUGAAGUUAUGAGGUACCCUCUUUCUAAUGAUUACUCUGUUAGUACUACUGAUCUUCUGGACUCUCUUGCUCAGAAAAUUUUUGAAGUAAUAAAUGAGGAUACUUUGAUCACCACCAUGGAGAAAGGACUUGGUUACUCUAGCACUGGUAAGGAAAUUCCACUAAGGGAAUUCAAAGAUGACGUUUUGAAUGACAAAGUCUUUGAGAGUGUGGCCUAUCUUGAGUCAACGCCACCUAUUGUAGGUAAAGUUCCUAAACCUUUGUCAAUUCAGUUAUCUACUAAUAAACAUGUCCCUUCAGUGAUUCAGGCACCUACACUUGAACUUAAACCGCUUCCAAAUCACUUGAAGUAUGCCUUUUUAGGAGAUAACGACACCUUGCCAGUAAUUGUGUCUUCAAAGCUCACGGUUGAGCAAGAAGGUAAGUUGGUGGAUGUAUUGAGGAAACACAAGACUGCGAUUGGAUGGACUUUGGCAGACAUCAAGGGAAUUAGCCUACACGUUGUGUCCACAGAAUACUUCUUAAGGAGGGGGCGAAACCCACAGUAG